Molecule: messenger RNA, 11768 nt
Organism: Anolis carolinensis (green anole)
Lineage: Eukaryota; Metazoa; Chordata; Lepidosauria; Squamata; Anolidae
Gene: nrxn2
Product: neurexin 2
Exons: 23
Coding region: 604-5760 (1718 amino acids)
Source: RefSeq, a predicted model, not a curated record
UUGCCUUCCUCCUCGGCUUCUCCCAUUGUCUCCGGAGCCGCCUUUGCAGCUCCCUCCGGGGAGUGGGACCACCGCCUCAACGCCUUCAUCCUCCUCCUCCUCCUCCUCCUCUUCUUCUUCUUCCUCCCCUGGAGCCCUGCAGGCCUGAGCCUUCUAUGAUGUACACUCCAGACUGAACUUGAAACCGGGGCAGCUUAGGAAGGGAAGAAGGCCGGCUGCUCCGGGCAUCAAGAGAGAUAUAUGGUCCUUGGAGGAAUAUUGGAGCCUGUGAACAUUUGGGAACCGGUCAGAGACUUUGCUUGACUUGACCUGCUCUUGGGUGGAGGAAGAUGCUGUAGAAGAGCGGCCCUGUGCUCCUGGGGAGGGGGAACAGGGGAGGUGGAAGGACCUUUCUGCCUUGAGACCCACGGAUAUUGGGACUUUUCUGCUUGAGAGAGCCCCCUCCCCAUGUCCAGCGGUCCCUGUGGGUUCCUCAUCGUUUGAUAGACGGACCAGAUUGUAACCUCUUCUCCAUCUUCCCUCUCCACGGCGCUCCUCUUUUGUCUCAUGUGGAUUUGAAAGCAUCUCGAGGACGGGAGGCCUCCUUGACCUCCAGGCGAAGCCAUGGCGAAGCCGGUGCGUUUGCUGGUGCCCUUGGCGCUGCUGGUGGCCUCAAUGCUGAGCCCAGGCGCAGGCGGAGCGGCCUUGGAGUUCAGCGGCACGACAGGGCAGUGGGCACGCUAUGCGCGGUGGGACGCCAGCUCCUUGGGGGAGCUGAGCUUCAGCCUCAAGACCAACGUCUCCCGGGCGCUGGUGCUCUACCUGGACGACGGCGGGAAUUGCGACUUCUUGGAGUUGCUGAUCCUGGAGGGGCGCUUCCGCCUGCGCUUCACCAUCUCCUGCGCAGAGCCGGCCAGCCUGCACCUGGAGACGCCCAUCAACGACGACCGCUGGCACAUGCUGCUCUUGACGCGCAACUACCGGGAAACCAUGCUGGUGGUGGACGGUGAGGCCCGGGUCGCCGAGGUGAAGUCCAAGCGGCGCGACAUGACGGUGGAAAGCGACCUUUUCGUGGGCGGCAUCCCGCCCGACGUCCGCCUCUCGGCCCUCACGCUCAGCACCGUCAAGUACGAGAUGCCUUUCCGCGGCAUCGUGGCCAAUCUGAAAGUGGGAGACAUGCCGCCAGCGCUCUUGGGCAGCCAGGGCAUCCGCAGCGACAUGGAGUACCUGUGCACCAAACAAAAUCCUUGUGUCAAUGGUGGGAUCUGCACCGUCAUCAACAGCGAGGUGCAAUGUGAUUGCAGCCUUACCGGCUUCCAGGGGAAGUUUUGCAGUGAAGAAGAACUUACGAUGGAAGGUCCGGCUCACCUGACGCUAAACAGCCAAGGAGGGUCCCUACUCUACUCGGAAGGUGGGACAGGGAGAGGAACCAGCGAGGUGCACCAGACGUCGAAAGGGAAAGAAGAGUUUGUGGCGACGUUCAAGGGGAACGAAUUCUUCUGCUACGACCUGUCCCACAACCCCAUCCAAAGCAGCACCGAUGAAAUCACCCUCUCCUUCCGCACCUUGCAGCGCAACGGCUUGAUGCUCCACACGGGCAAGUCGGCCGACUAUGUCAACCUCUCGCUGAAGAGCGGCGCCGUCUGGCUGGUCAUCAACUUGGGCUCGGGGGCCUUCGAGGCACUGGUGGAACCCGUCAAUGGCAAGUUUAAUGAUAACAACUGGCACGACAUCCGUGUGACCAGAAACCUGCGCCAGCACGCAGGAAUUGGACACGCUAUGGUAAACAAACUGCAUUACCUGGUGACUAUCUCUGUGGAUGGCAUCCUCACCACCACCGGCUACACGCAGGAGGACUACACCAUGCUGGGCUCGGACGACUUCUUCUACAUAGGGGGAAGCCCCAACACGGCUGACCUGCCCGGGUCCCCCGUCAGCAACAAUUUCAUGGGAUGCCUCAAGGAUGUGGUCUAUAAGAACAAUGACUUCAAGCUUGAACUGUCCCGCCUGGCCAAAGAAGGGGACCCCAAGAUGAAAAUCAACGGUGACCUGGUCUUCCGCUGUGAGAAUGUCGCAGCCCUGGACCCAGUCACCUUUGAGUCUCCUGAAGCCUACAUCUCCCUCCCCAAGUGGAACACCAAGAAGACGGGCUCAAUCUCCUUCGAUUUCCGUACGACGGAGCCCAACGGGCUGCUGCUCUUCAGCCAUGGCCGAUUGCAGCCGCCCAAAGAAGGCCGGUCGGAGCGGCUCCACAAGGCAGACUACUUUGCCAUGGAACUCCUUGAUGGCUAUCUUUACUUGCUGCUGGACAUGGGCUCAGGUGGGAUCAAAAUGCGGGCCAGCAGCAAAAAGGUGAACGACGGCGAAUGGUGCCAUGUGGACUUCCAGCGAGACGGACGCAAAGGUUCGAUCUCCGUGAACAGCCGCAGCACCCCCUUCCUGGCCAGUGGUGAGAGUGAGAUCUUGGACCUGGACAGUGAGAUGUACCUGGGGGGGCUACCCGAGAACCGCCUGGAUCUCAUCUUGCCCCCGGAAGUGUGGACGGCCUUCCUAAACUAUGGCUACGUGGGCUGCGUGCGGGACCUCUUCAUCGAUGGCAAGAGCCGGGACGUGCGUCGCUUGGCUGAAGUGCAGAGCGUGACUGGUGUCUCCAGCUUCUGCUCCCGGGAGACCCUCAAGCAGUGCAGCAGCUCCCCCUGCCGCAAUGGAGGGCUCUGCCGGGAAGGCUGGAACCGCUUCAUCUGCGACUGCGUGGGCACUGGCUACUUGGGCCGGCUAUGUGAGAGAGAGGCCACGGUGCUGAGCUAUGAUGGGAGCAUGUACAUGAAGAUAAUGCUGCCCACGGUCAUGCACACCGAAGCUGAAGACGUGUCCCUCCGCUUCAUGUCCCAGCGGGCGUAUGGAUUCAUGAUGGCCACCACCUCCAAGGAGUCGGCCGACACUCUCCGCCUAGAGCUGGACGGGGGCCAAAUGAAGCUCACGGUCAACCUAGACUGUGUCAGGAUAGGCUGUAACCCCAGUAAAGGCCCCGAGACCCUUUUUGCCGGCCAGAAGCUCAACGACAAUGAGUGGCACACGGUCCGCGUGGUGCGGCGGGGGAAGAACCUGCAGCUCUCGGUGGACAACGUCACCGUGGAAGCAGGGCAGAUGGCUGGGGCUCACACCCGCCUGGAGUUCCACAACAUCGAGACGGGCAUCAUGACGGAGCGGCGCUUCAUCUCGGUGGUGCCCUCCAACUUCAUUGGCCACCUCAGCAGCCUGGUCUUCAACGGCCUGCCCUACAUGGACCUCUGCAAGAACGGGGACAUCAGCUACUGUGAGCUGAAUGCCCGCUUUGGCCUGCGCAGCAUCAUCGCCGACCCGGUCACCUUCAAGAGCAAAGCCAGCUACUUGGCGCUGGCCACGCUGCAAGCCUACGCCUCCAUGCACCUCUUCUUCCAGUUCAAGACCACAGCCACGGACGGGCUCAUCCUCUUCAACAGCGGCAAUGGGAACGACUUCAUUGUGGUGGAGCUUGUCAAGGGGUACAUCCACUACGUUUUCGACCUGGGCAACGGGCCGUCGCUGAUGAAGGGGAAUUCAGACAAGCCGGUCAAUGACAACCAGUGGCACAACGUCAUUGUGUCCCGCGACACCAACAACGUGCAUACGCUCAAGAUCGAUUCCCGUACCGUAACACAGCACUCCAAUGGCGCCCGCAACCUGGACCUCAAAGGGGAGCUGUACAUCGGAGGCCUGAGCAGAAACAUGUUCAGCAACUUGCCCAAGCUGGUGGCCUCGCGGGACGGCUUCCAAGGCUGCCUGGCCUCCGUGGAUCUCAAUGGCCGACUCCCAGACCUCAUCGCCGACGCCCUGCAUCGGAUCGGGCACGUUGAGAGGGGCUGUGAUGGUCCCAGCACCACCUGCACGGAGGACUCCUGCGCCAACCAGGGCGUCUGCCUUCAACAGUGGGACGGCUACACGUGCGAUUGCACCAUGACCUCGUAUGGCGGCCCGGUGUGCAAUGACCCUGGCACCACGUACAUUUUCGGGAAAGGCGGGGCGCUGAUCACGUACACGUGGCCCCCCAAUGACCGACCGAGCACGCGGGCCGACCGCCUGGCCGUGGGCUUCAGCACGCAUCAGAAGAACGCCAUUCUGGUGCGGGUGGACAGCGCUUCCGGACUCGGCGACUACUUGCAGCUGCACAUAGACCAGGGCACCGUCGGGGUCAUUUUCAACGUGGGCACGGACGACAUCACCAUCGAGGAGAGCAACGCCAUGGUGAACGACGGCAAAUACCACGUGGUGCGCUUCACCCGGAGCGGCGGCAAUGCCACGUUGCAGGUGGACAACUGGCCCAUCAAUGAACGGUACCCCGCAGGGAACAGUGAUAAUGAGCGACUGGCGAUUGCUAGACAGAGAAUUCCGUAUCGGCUCGGUCGAGUAGUAGAUGAGUGGCUACUCGACAAAGGUCGCCAGCUGACCAUCUUUAACAGCCAGGCCGCCAUCAAGAUCGGGGGCCGGGACCAGGGCCGCCCCUUCCAGGGCCAGAUCUCGGGGCUGUACUACAACGGGCUCAAGGUGCUGUCCCUGGCGGCCGAGAGCGACCCCAACGUCAAGGUGGAGGGCAACCUGCGGCUGGUGGGCGAGGUGCCCUCGGUCAUGACCACGGAGACCACGGCCACCACCCUGCUGGCGGACAUGUCCACCACCAUCAUGGAGACCACCACCACCAUGGCCACCACCACCACGCGGCGAGGCCGCUCUCCCACCAUGCGCGACAGCGUCACCCAGAACACAGAUGACCUCCUAGUAGCUUCGGCCGAGUGCCCCAGCGAUGACGAAGACCUGGAGGAGUGCGAGCCGAGUACUGGAGGUGAACUAGUCUUGCCCAUAAUAACCGAGGACUCUCUAGACACCCCUCCAAUUGCCACCCGGUCUCCAUUCAUCCCCCCACCUCCCACCUUUGGCCCCUUCCUAACCGUAGUCGAGGCCACCAAAGACACCCUUGCCCCGCUGCCGCCCCACCACCCGCGGCCCCCUUGCCUGGCCGACCAAGAGGACAGCGACUGCGAAGAGGGCAUCGAGGCCUCCGGAUACGCCUCGGGCGAGGUCUUCGACUCCAGUUUGCCCCCCACCGACGACGAAGACUUUUACACCACCUUCCCCCUGGUCACCGAUAGGACCCUCAUUGGCCGGCCCGACGGAGCGUCCAAAAAGGCCCACGGAUACCGCCCCAACCUUAGGACAGGACUGCCAGCCUCCUCCUCCUCCUCCUCCUCGCCCUCCGUCCCCGACCUCUUGACCUCCACCUCCUCUCCCGGCCUGGUCCGCCCCGCCGGGAAAAUGAACAACCGGGAGCCCCUCAAGCCCCACCCCGAACAGUACCCCCCUCUGGCCACCUCCUUUGAGCCCGACAAGCUCAGCAACCACAACAACAGGCUUAAGUACCCCGGUAUAACCUCUUCCCCCAAUUUCCACAAUCUACCCACAGCCAACCCGACCGGACCCGGGGAGAGAGGGCCCCCCGGCGCGGUGGAGGUCAUCCGGGAGUCCAGCAGCACCACCGGCAUGGUGGUGGGCAUCGUGGCGGCCGCCGCCCUCUGCAUCCUCAUCCUCCUCUACGCCAUGUACAAAUACCGCAACCGGGACGAAGGCUCCUACCAGGUGGACCAGAGCCGGAACUACAUCAGUAACUCGGCCCAAAGCAACGGCACGGUGGUCAAGGAGAAGCCGGCCGCCGCCACCAAAACGCCCAGCAAGAGCAAGAAAAACAAAGACAAGGAAUAUUAUGUCUGAGCAUCCCCCAUCUUCCUCCUCCUCUUUCCCCCUCCCGCCCGCCCGACCCCCAGAAAAUGCCCCUGCGCGUGCCAGAGAGAGACUGAUGCCUGGCUGGCACCCAACCCACCAAACCCCUAAACUUUUCGGAGAGGCAUAUCCCCAUAACCCCCAACCCCACGACCGCGUGCUUUCCUUCCCUCCUAUGAAAGAGGCCAGCGGGUGGCAAGCUCCCGUCUUCUUCCUCAGUUUGCUCAUCCGUCUUUUUACAUUACGCCCUCCCCUUGCAAAAAAAAGAGAAAAAGAAAGAAAAAUGAAUUAUAUAUAUAUAGAUAUAUAUAUAGAUAUAUAUAUCGAAGCAAGGCAAUGAGCUCGCAGGGCCUACCUCCCCCUUGUCCCAUUGUCCCGGAGGGAAAAGCAAGCCAACCCAAAAACACACACAUAAGGUGGCAUUAGAGUCACUGUUCCCCUGUCUCUUGGCCUGAAGAGAGGGAUGGAUGGAAGGAUGCUCAGAAAAGGAGAAUGGAAGCGGGGAGGGCGGGUUGGGGUUUCAGGAUCCCCGGAUUAUUAUGAAGAUGAUGUUGCUUCGCACGAGAGUUGUUUUGCACGAAGGUCCAUGACCCCUCUUUGCAAAAGGGGUGGAAAGGAAGCCAAAAAGGGGUCUCCGCACAUCUCGCCUGGCCCCUCCUAUGACCCACAGAGAACCCUCUCUGGAGUUACGGCCAAACCGGACCCAUCGCUCUCCGCAGAACCCUACCCGGACUGGGAAGCGGGUGCGAAAUGGGAUGGCGGCCCCUUCCCCAAAGCCCCGAUCUGUCUCCGAAUCCUCACACAAGCAAAGGGGUCUGUCCGUCCUUUCUCAAGAACCGCCUCCCUUCUUUCUCUCUCUCUUCUUUCUCUCUCUCUCUCUUCGUUAAUGUGUCCGAGUCUUGGAAAUGUGUGGAAUAAAGCAAAAUGAGUUUUUUUAAAAAAAAUACUACUAAUUACAACAAAGCAGGUAAUGUGGGUUUUUUGCUCAUGCCGUUGGCCUGAGGAUGCUCCCAUAUCCGACGGCAAACAAAUAUCCUGUCUUGUAAUUUUCAAAAAAAGGAGGGGAGGGAGGAAGGCCAAAGGGUUUUUUUUAAAAUACGGAAAAAGAAACAAGUGUGACACCCAACGGAUCCAAGAAGUUGAGAGCGGUUUCAGGGUGGAGCUGCCUUGCUGCGUGCGGAAGGGGUGUGGGAUGGAAUUAAUGUGGGUUUUCUUUUACAAGGGUCCGGAUGAAUAAUUCUUUACCCCCUUUCCGUCCUCUCCUACAUCUUUCUCCCCUGGAUCAAGGUGCUAUUACAUGGAUUUUAUGAUUUUUGGUUUGUUAAACUGUGUUCAGAGCAUGUCCAACUCGAGUCGCCUUUUCAUUUCCUUUUGCUUUGUCGACAUGUAUUUGGGGGCAGGUUUGGCAGAUGGAAAACGAAAGAGACCUGAAGAAAUCUGUGGCCUAUUCUAAGACCAAUACUCCAUUUCUUAAAGGUAGAUAUGUUGGUGGGUGUAUCUAAUGAGUAAGGCCUUGCUGCGACCUCUCUCUCCAUGUCUCCUCUGCUGCUGCCUUCUCGUUCUUCUUUAAAAAGCUGAGAGGAAGCCAUAGAUAACUCUAUAUACCAGCAGUUCUCAACCUGUGGGCCGCGACCCCUUUGAGGGGCGAAUGACCCUUUCAUGGGAUCGCCUAAGACCAUCGGAAAAUACAUAUUUCCAAUAGUCUUAGGAAUCGAGACACCACUAACUUUUUCUCGCCUCCUCUACUUCCCAGAGGCCUCUUCUUCUUCACCAUUUUAGGAGGAAGAGACGGAGUGACGGAGGUGAGUUUUGCUUUGGAACAAGAGGUGGAGGAGGUGAGGAAGAGGUUCCUGGGGGUAGGGCAGGGCUUAGAGCGUGGUGGAGUUGCCAUUGCCAAAUCCCAGGGAGAAAGAGAAGUAACAAUGAAAAUACAUCCUGCAUAUACAUAUCAGAUAUUUACAUUACGAUCCAUAACAAUAACAAAAUUAGUUACGUAGUAGCAACGAAAAUAAUUUGAUGGUCAGUGGUCACCACAACAUGAGGGACUGGAUUAAGGGGUCGCGGCAUUUGGAAGGUUGAGAACCACUGCUAUAUACAGAGAUCUAUCUAUACAAAUGCAUAUAGGUAUAUAUAGAUAUAUAUAUAUAAAGAUAUAUAAGAAUAUAAAAAGUAUACAUAAUGUAUGGAGAGUUUUACAUAAAUUGCAGGAAGACAGAAUUGGAAGGCCUCCGGGGUUCUGACUUUGGGCACCAAAAUUGGGGAGACUGAGGCCAUGUUGGAGAUACAGAGUGGGAUUGUUGUAUUGUGCCAAUGGGGCCAAGGGUUGCAAAGAGGAAAAAGGCACUACAGAACAAAGGUAUGGUAGAAAUAGGCUGCUUGGAAAUGGCAGAUUUGGUCCAGCCAUUGAUAACUGCAAUCUGAGCACAUACCGCAACCCUUUGCAUAGUGCAUCAAUUUAGAUUGCUGUCAUUAAAAGCCAGCAAAGUCUUCGUUUUUGCACUGUGUUAAGUAAGAAACCCACCGUUUUGGCUCCGAGCCCCCAAUUUAUCUUUAGUUCUGAACCUCCACUUCCUGAAGCAAAGGCUACCAUUAACCUGCAGAUCAACGCCUUUCAUGUGGCAAGUCUCUCGCACAUAGCAAUGCAAAGCUGGGACAGAGUCUUUAGGCACUUUAGGUCCUGGAUGGAUGAAAUGUGGAAUCGUAUUGGAUCUACUGACCAACAAGCACAUCUUAGGCCCCAUCUACACUGACCAUUUAAUGCAAUUAUAAACUGGUAUAGAAGAAAGUGGUUUCACAGUGCAGAGGAUUACAUAGGAAAUCCAGUUUCUUAAAUCCUAAACUCUGAGGCAUUUUGAUCCAAAAUUCCCAUAACGUAGGCCUCAUAUGCUUGGCAUGGAAAACCCAAUGGCAACCUCCAUGGCUAUGGUUCUGCCCAUCUUAUUCAGACUUUUGGAGGUAAGGGACCCCUCGUCCAAAGGUCCCGUCCAUACUGCCAAAGUGUAACACAUUCAUACCUCUUUAACUGCCGUGGCUCCGUCCUGUGGGAUCUGAGGUUUUUUCCGGUGUAUGAUGGGCCGGAGAUCUCUAGUGCCUCCCCAAUUUGUCGGAAUGGAGCCAGUUAAAAUGGUAUGGAAGCGCUACAAUUUGGUAGUGUGGAGGGAACCACAAUGCCAGUAUCCUUCCUUGCUGUUUGUUUGUGUGAAAGAGAUAGAAUAUGUGUUCAGUGCCUCGCAGUCUCUUGUCGGUGCUAUAAACAACAUUCAGUGAUCAUAUCUUUGAAUGUAGCUUCUGUCAUUCAAAGAUAUAUUUAGUCUCCAGCACAACAGAUAACAACCUCUCCAAAAGACAUAGUGGUGUCCCCUUCAACACAAUGAGGAAAGCUUAAAGGAUCUAUUUGAGGCUUGGGGGAAUCUGGAUGCCACCCAAAAGAGCGGCUGCAUCCUUUCCAUAUUUUAGUCCAAAUGUUUGACGCUGCUUGGACACAUCCUUUAAAGUCCAAAUAGCAAUGGUAGGGAUGGCGAUUUCAUACGCUCUUGAGUCCCAAAACAAUCUGUUUAUGUUAUGGCUGCUGCUCCUCUUUUGCAACAAGGAGUUUGAAAUCAUGGCUAGUUUUUUUGAAAUCUACCCAGAGGUUCACCAAGACACCUCCAUUGUGUUGCCUUUCCAAGAUAUUUAGGAAAAAUCUUGAGUUUUCCAACACACAAGUUGGUUCUUGGAGAGGCAUGAUGCUCAACCAAUCCUUUCGGACGCAUAUGGUCCAAGAAUCUGAACCAACCAUCAGAGAUUUAACAUGUCUUUUUUGCCUAGGAACGUUUAUGUGUUCAGAUAUGCCAUUCCUGUACUCAUCAUUUAUGGUUCCGUUUUUUUUAAAAAAUUGCAGAGAGCAAAGGCAAACCAAAAACCGUAAUCUCAUCCAGAGAUGAGCAAAUGUAAACACGUUGGAAUUAGAAUUGGCCAGAUUUGUAACAUCUGUAUCUAGCAAAAGUUAUGUUACUACAUAGGAUAGCAAUGUGUAAUGGGACUAAUACCCAUCUAUCUCAUUUGUGCAUUGCUUCUGUUGUGUAUCGGGACACAGACUUACGUAUUGGAAGACUCUUGCCAAUGCCACAUUGCCCAUUUUCACAAUCCAUGAGCAGCGUUUCCCAGCUCCUCUGCUCUGUAGCUACGUAAAAUUGUCAUUCCAGCUCUAUUUAAAACAGAUGCUACUUCCACCCCUUCAUUUGCAGGAGAUCUUGGGACAACAGAAAGAGGAGGAAUUUUUAGUUCUGGUUGUGGAAAUCCUGAAUCCCAUUGUUGUAGCCAUCCUUUGUUUUAUACAUGGACUCCCCCAUGGUGUACGCACCAUACGUUGAAAACCACAACUGAUGUUGAAUUAAACCUACAGGUAGAGGCCAAAGACAGGUCUGGAAAAGGCGUGCUGUAAAACAUAUGAAAGUAUCGAGAAAAGUUUGCAUUUCUAUGUGAGAGAAAGAGAUGUUGGGUCUCCUGAAAUGAAUAUAUUGAAACAGUACAGAGUGGUUGUAGUUGGUUCUUGGAAGCAUCAGAGCGAAGGAUGAGACCUCCGGAGGUGGCAUCACCUCUCAGCCUUAAUGUCCAAUAUCCCAGACAAGGUCCUAUCGAUGACCGAAGGACGCAUUGAAGGACCAAGUUCUUGAGAAACUCAGGGACUCCAUGCAGAUGGAGAAGGUGGGUCUCAGUAGAAGUGCGAAGGCAGCUUGAGGUGGAACUUUUGACCUAUGCAGAACUCUUCCUUUGUUAAAUAGUGAAGAAUAGUAAAGGGAGAAAUGUCUCCAUCAUUGGUCUUCAGGUGGAGAUCACUUGAGGGAAGGAGUCUGUAUAGCCUUGUUUGUAGUCGGUCCAAAAAACGGACUGGAUCUGUACUGAGUUUGUGGACCAUUGGCCACUUCCGAAGGCCACGGUUGGCUUCAUUCAUCCAUCCAGUUGAUCGGAGACAUGUUAACUCAUGUGGGGCCACUGGCCACUUCUGAAGGCCACGGUUGCCUUCAUUCAUCCAUCCAGCGUUGAUCAAAGGCAUGUCAACUCAUGUAUGGCAUCUGGGGCCAAGCAUAUAGCUUUUUAGCUUUCAAAAAAAAUAUUAUUUUGCCCCCGUAAGAGAUGUUUAGAGGAGAGAGGCCUCUUCCUUUCGCCAUUCACAACUCGGGUCGAUUUCAGGAGAAUUAGGGUCAAUGAAAUAAGGGGUUUUCAGGCCAACGGAUGAUGCCGGAUGCCGUCUCUCCAUCCAGAGCUAAUUGAUACAACCUUGGCUUUUGGGAAGGGGACGGGCAUCAAUUGUUUGUGUUAAUUGUCCUUAAUUUCCAUGUUCUUCCCUCCCGGUGUCGCCUUUCAUGACCCUCCGCUGCUUCUAGGGCAGGCCUUUCUGCCCCUUUCUAUGAGAGAACGAUGAACAUUCUUACCAAAUGUAAAUUUAUUUGUACAUUAUUAAUAUUUUAUUUUUAUCUGGGGAGGGGGACAUGCAGAAGGUCUAAAAACAAAAAAAACCAAUCCCUCCUUAAUGGGGAAGGGGGGAAACAAAACCACCUUGAAAUCCCAAAACCCCUCUUUUUCUAAAUAAUAAUAAUAAUACUAAUAAAAAAGAUCGGAGUGAGGAAAUCUAGGAUUCCUUUUGAUGACAAAAUUCCUGACAUUUUUUCCUUCUGUUUUUUUAAACGACAUUCCAUUUGGAGUGGAAAUCCGUUUUCGAUUUCAUUUGGAUUUUUCUUUUUGUAAUGGAGACUUUUUUAAAUGACAAGAACAACAACAACAAAAUAAUAAUAAUACAAUCUUUCCUGUUUGUUUGUUAUGUUUUUUCUGGGCAGGGUUGGGGGGGAAAACUGUGAUUCUGCAUAUUUACCCUGUAAAAUUCCUGUAUUCUUCAAUGUUAUUGUAAAGUGUUACUGAUAAAAACAAAAAAGAGAUGACUAUGAACAAAACAGACAAAAAACAGUCCAACCCAUGUACAUUUAGCACAAAGGGGAAUACAAUUGAUUCUAUACUUCGUA